This is a messenger RNA of Chenopodium quinoa (quinoa), 1120 nucleotides long. Its product is annotated as 60S ribosomal protein L8-1. The record is from RefSeq and is a predicted model, not a curated record. Gene Ontology annotation, molecular function: RNA binding; structural constituent of ribosome. Gene Ontology annotation, biological process: cytoplasmic translation. Gene Ontology annotation, cellular component: ribosome; cytosolic large ribosomal subunit. Bases 85 to 867 code for a protein of 260 amino acids. NCBI's taxonomy places the organism in Eukaryota, Viridiplantae, Streptophyta, Magnoliopsida, Caryophyllales, Amaranthaceae. The transcript is spliced from 2 exons.
CUCCCCCUACUUUCCCCCAUUUCAUUCCCACCGCAUUCAUUUGCAGUCUCCCCCAAAAACCCCUCAUUUUCUCUCUCCGCCGCCAUGGGAAGAGUGAUCCGAGCUCAACGUAAGGGAGCAGGCUCCGUCUUCAAAGCCCACACCCACCACCGCAAAGGUCCCGCCAAGUUCCGAACCCUCGACUUCGGCGAGCGCAAUGGCUACCUCAAGGGUGUAAUCACCGAGGUCAUCCAUGACCCUGGUCGUGGUGCUCCUCUUGCUCGCGUCACUUUCCGACACCCUUUCAGGUACAAGCAUCAGAAAGAGCUCUUCGUUGCUGCUGAGGGUAUGUACACCGGUCAAUUCAUCUAUUGUGGGAAGAAAGCUAAUCUUAUGGUUGGGAAUGUUCUUCCUUUGAGAUCUAUUCCUGAAGGUGCUGUUGUUUGUAAUGUUGAACAUCAUGUUGGUGAUCGUGGUGUUCUUGCUCGUGCUUCUGGUGAUUAUGCUAUUGUUAUCUCUCACAACCCUGAUAAUGAUACUUCUAGGAUCAAGCUCCCAUCUGGUUCCAAGAAGAUUGUCCCAAGUGGUUGCCGUGCUAUGAUUGGUCAGGUUGCUGGUGGAGGUCGUACUGAGAAGCCUCUUCUUAAGGCUGGAAAUGCAUACCACAAGUACAGAGUGAAGAGGAACUGCUGGCCUAAGGUUCGUGGUGUUGCUAUGAAUCCAGUUGAGCAUCCUCACGGAGGAGGUAACCACCAGCACAUUGGUCAUGCCAGUACUGUUCGUAGAGAUGCACCACCAGGGCAGAAGGUUGGUCUUAUUGCCGCCAGGAGGACUGGUCGUCUUCGUGGUCAAGCUGCCGCUAAUCUUUCCAAGAGUGACAAGGCUUAAUUUACUUGGGCAUUUUAUUGUCAUUUUUGAUGUCGUCGUUUUGUUUAUUUAAAGUUUCAAGUACCUAUUUUAAAGAUUGCAGUGCUAAGAAUAUACUGAGUUUUGUUUGCAAUAUUAGGAAUGGUUUUUUUUUUAUCAUGGUGACAUUGGAUCAAUUUCACUGUGCUAGUUCUUUUUUAGCUUUCAUCUGUUGAAUCAGCCUAAGAUUAGUAGAUUAUUUGUAUGAAUUGCCUUGAUGAUAGCCUAAGUUAUA